Molecule: messenger RNA, 1311 nt
Organism: Tripterygium wilfordii
Lineage: Eukaryota; Viridiplantae; Streptophyta; Magnoliopsida; Celastrales; Celastraceae
Product: cell division control protein 2 homolog A
Exons: 9
Coding region: 152-1036 (294 amino acids)
Biological process (GO): regulation of meiotic cell cycle; signal transduction; regulation of G2/M transition of mitotic cell cycle
Cellular component (GO): nucleus; cyclin-dependent protein kinase holoenzyme complex; cytoplasm
Molecular function (GO): cyclin binding; ATP binding; cyclin-dependent protein serine/threonine kinase activity
Source: RefSeq, a predicted model, not a curated record
GAGAAUCACGUGCAUGUGAGACCAAAGAAGAAUUGAAGCAUUAUCAGUCGCCUACCAGUCUCUCACAGUUGAGCCUCCCACAGCAGUCGGAGAGAUCCCUGGAUUGGUCUCUGAAAAAACUUGUUUUGUGGAGGCCUUACACCUGGAGUGGAUGGAACAGUAUGAGAAAGUCGAGAAGAUUGGUGAAGGAACUUAUGGUGUGGUUUACAAGGCCCGUGAUCGUGCAACAAAUGAGACUAUAGCCUUGAAAAAGAUCCGCCUCGAGCAGGAGGAUGAAGGCGUACCAAGCACCGCCAUAAGAGAAAUUUCCUUAUUGAAGGAAAUGCAGCACGGCAACAUCGUUAGGUUGCAGGAUGUAGUACACAGUGAGAAACGUCUAUACUUGGUUUUUGAGUACCUGGACUUGGAUUUGAAGAAGCACAUGGACUCGUGCCCAGAAUUUUCGAAGGACCCCCGUGUGGUAAAAACAUUUCUUUAUCAAAUUCUCCGUGGCAUUGCUUAUUGUCAUUCUCAUCGAGUUCUCCAUCGAGAUCUGAAGCCGCAGAAUUUGUUGAUAGAUCGUCGUACCAAUGCACUAAAACUUGCAGAUUUUGGACUGGCUAGAGCCUUUGGUAUACCUGUUAGAACAUUUACUCAUGAGGUGGUGACCUUAUGGUACAGAGCCCCAGAAAUACUGCUAGGGUCUCGUCAUUACUCCACCCCUAUAGACGUUUGGUCCGUGGGAUGUAUAUUUGCUGAGAUGGUGAACCAGCGGCCAUUGUUUCCUGGGGACUCUGAGAUUGACGAGCUAUUCAAGAUUUUCAGAGUCUUGGGUACUCCAAAUGAGGAUACAUGGCCUGGAGUGACAUCCUUGCCUGAUUUUAAAACUGCUUUCCCUAAGUGGCCUCCAAAGGAUUUGGCAGCUAUUGUUCCAGACCUCGAUUCAGCUGGAAUUGAUCUUCUUUCGAAAAUGCUCUUCUUGGAUCCUAGCAAAAGAAUUGCAGCCAGGGCUGCUCUGGAGCAUGAAUAUUUCAAGGAUAUUGGUUUUGUACCUUAAAUUCCCAUUUUUUUCCCACCUUCCUCCCUUGGGAAAAUGUCUAUAUUUAAUGUGUAGCAUUUUGUGGGUUUUGGUUUUGCUUGAGAAAAUGCUCCAUUUGUUUUUCAAAAUAUUUGAAAUUGAAUCCUCCUGAGUGGUUUGAUUGAUUGGUGUGACAAAAUUCAUUGUCCUUUGUAGCUAUCUUGCUUUGGAGUGUUUUGAAUAUACACCAUAGUUACAAUGAACUGGCUUUGUAUUGGUCAUGUUGAAGUGUUUUUUGGCAUCGAUUGUUAUAA